AAGGAAGAAUAAAGAGCAAGAACAAUGUGGAAAGCAGGAUCUAUUGGCGUUUUGUUGGUUCUUCUUUUUGGAAGUGGCAACUUCUUCAAAAUGGAGAGAGGUUUUCAUGCUGGAAGUGGGAAUGCCACUGAGUGGUGCUCAAUGCCGAAAGCAUGUGAUAUGCCUGGAUUCUCUGAUUGGUUCAGAGUGGGUAAACACUGUGUCAAAUACUUCUUCAGACGCUUAAACUUCACUCAAGCUGAGUUCAAUUGCAGGACCAAAGCCCCUGGUGCACAUCUGGCCUCAGUGCAUAGUUUACAGGAUAACAGUUACUUGCUGUGCAUUGUGAAAAAAUUUAACCCAAAAAGCCUGCGCAUCUGGCUCGGAGCCUAUGAAUUUUUUAAGUCUGGUCAGUUUUUCUGGCUCGAUGGAUCCUUCUGGAAUUUUAAUCUGUGGGUUCCUGGCGAGCCCAAUCAUAUGUACACUAGCAAUGAGGAAUGCUUGGAGAUGAGCUGGAAAGAAACUGGAAAGUGGAACGACGACAAUUGCAAUGUCAAGAAAAGCUAUAUCUGUGCCUUCAAGCGUAAGGAAUUCAUGGAAAUACACUCUGAGUGAUCCACGCUUUUAUCAACCCAGGCUCAUUCUGAGAACAUACCCCUAAAUACAUUUCUGGUGAGCGCCAAAUACGUCCCAGGAGAUACGUUUUUUUGCAGUUUUUGUUUUUGCGAAUCAACCAGAGACCGCUGUGUAUGCUUUUUCAGAUCUCAAAUUUGUCUCACGAGUGCCAUUCGCUGAACCCUUCCCUAAGCCCAACCAAUAGUGCUUUCAAAAGCACAGAUUGAGCCGCCCACCAGCUUCCCUAUACCCGACCGACAGUUUUAAAAACUGUUAUUUACUUGUUUAUUAUAUUUUUGGGCUUUUGUUUUUGUCUUAACCGCUUUCUGGAACCGUUCUUCACCAGACGAAACCCUGUCAUCGUAGUCAACUCCUCUCUGCGACUUAAGUGGUGAGCCACUGGACAAACUGGUAACAGAGGAAAUUGUCCAUAUAGAGGUAAGCGGUCAGCUGGUAAGCGAGUAAAGGAUUGAUGCCAUACCGUGGGGAUGUCAUUCGUUUUAAAAAACAAAAUGCAGCCAUACGUAUCUCUGGCUACAUAAUUCGAGAUCCUCAGAAAUGUAUAUGGGCUACGUUUUCAGAAUGAGCCUAUGUUGGCUUUUAUCAUCACCUGAAUCUUCUGAAUUUCGCAUAAAUGUUUUCGCAUCAACAAAAAGUAAAAAAAAGUUA
This is a messenger RNA of Danio aesculapii, 1263 nucleotides long. RefSeq lists its product as uncharacterized. The transcript is spliced from 6 exons. Gene Ontology annotation, molecular function: signaling receptor activity. The coding region runs from base 25 to 594 and encodes 189 amino acids. The record is from RefSeq and is a predicted model, not a curated record. NCBI's taxonomy places the organism in Eukaryota, Metazoa, Chordata, Actinopteri, Cypriniformes, Danionidae.